GGGGAGUUGUGAUAUAUGUAUAUAUAUUAUUUUUUCUUUACUAACUUUUGCUUAAAAUUGGAUGUAUGUGUUUCCAGAAAAAGAGCAGCAGGAAGCGAUUGAACACAUUGACGAAGUACAGAACGAAAUCGACAGAUUAAAUGAGCAGGCGAGUGAAGAAAUUUUAAAAGUAGAGCAGAAGUACAAUAAAUUACGCCAGCCAUUCUUUCAGAAGAGAUCAGAGCUCAUAGCCAAAAUCCCAAACUUCUGGGUCACAACAUUCGUCAACCAUCCACAAGUUUCGGCUCUUCUGGGGGAGGAGGACGAGGAAGCUCUUCAUUAUCUGUCGAAGGUUGAGGUCACAGAGUUUGAGGACAUCAAGUCUGGCUACAGAAUAGAUUUUUCCUUCGACGAGAAUCCGUACUUUGAGAACAAAGUUCUCUCCAAAGAGUUUAACGUCAACGAGGGUGGAGAUCCGGUUUCCAAAUCUACUGAGAUCAAAUGGAAAGCUGGAAAGGACCUGACCAAACGGUCCGGCCAGACGCCGAACAAAGCUGGGAAGAAGCGACAACAUGAGGAGCCGGAGAGCUUCUUCACCUGGUUCACCGACCACUCAGACGCCGGAGCCGACGAGCUGGGAGAGGUGAUCAAGGACGACAUCUGGCCCAACCCACUGCAGUACUACCUGGUCCCCGACAUAGAGGACGAGGAAGGCGAGGAUGACGAAGAGGAUGAUGAGGAGGGUCUGGAAGACAUUGAUGAGGGGGAGGAAGAGGAGGGUGAAGAUGAAGAUGGUGAAGGGGAAGAUGGAGAGGACGACGGGGAAGACGACUGAAAGCUUCUGUCGGCACCGUCCUCCCACCGGAUCAGUCUGUGGGAUGAAGUGUUUGUUUAGGAGGGAGGGGUUUUGUAAAAAAAAAAAAUUUUUUUUUUUGUUUCUAAUAUUUUUCCUCCUGUGUGUCGUCGACCCGUCUGCAGCCCGCUCAGUUAGACCAGCUUCGGGUCCACUGGAGGACGGCGCCGGACUCUCCUGUCAUCGUUUCUCCACGUCUUCAGACACACGAGAUAAAUCAAUAACUUUGUAGCAUUCUGCACGUCAUUUCCUGUAGAUUAAAGCCGCGUGCGUUAGCAGUUUGUCUCAGAUGACGGUUUCUGUUGUGUUUCCUAAAAUAAGCCAUGGUGCCGUGAGAACUUAUCAUCCUAGCAUCUUUAACCACUUUUCUAUAUAUAUAUAUAUAUAUAUAUAUAUGAAUAUAUAAAUGUAUAGGGUGGGGGGGCUUACAGAUGAAGCAGCACCAGCUUGUUCCUCUCAGUCUCUAAAUGUUUCCGCUCACAAAGCCAGUUUAUUCCGCUACGGCUCGACUCGCUUCUCCCCACCAUCACAGAUCAUCCCCCUUUUUUUUUUUUGUCUGUUUGGUUUUAAAUUAAAACCCAAAACAGUAGAGAGAAAAAUUGCUCCUCCUCCCGAUUCCUGGCUGGUUUAUUAGAAACCAAAUUCGAUCCCGAAACGAAUUGCAGAUGUGAACCUCUGGAGGAAUCAACUUCUCAAGAUCCAGAAGUGAAUCUGGUGAUCCAAACUGAGAAGUUAAGUCGCAUCAGCUUUUCUAGCCGUCCCGGUUCUGAUGCGACACUUUAAUAAUCCUCAGGCUCUUCAGAUGUCCCAUUGUUGAAUUUGUCCCGCCUCACUGGAAGUGACUUUUAUAAUAAACCAAUAUGGCUGAA
This is a messenger RNA of Cyprinodon variegatus (sheepshead minnow), 1701 nucleotides long. Its product is annotated as protein SET-like. The record is from RefSeq and is a predicted model, not a curated record. The coding region runs from base 62 to 814 and encodes 250 amino acids. Gene Ontology annotation, molecular function: histone binding; chromatin binding. The transcript is spliced from 7 exons. Lineage: Eukaryota; Metazoa; Chordata; Actinopteri; Cyprinodontiformes; Cyprinodontidae. Gene Ontology annotation, biological process: nucleosome assembly. Gene Ontology annotation, cellular component: nucleus; chromatin.